GAGUGUGUGGCUGUGUGCAACCUCCCCCAAUCAGCGACCAAAUUGCUCCUUAUGCUGCUAUUGAAAAUAUCUCAGUUCAGAAACUAACUCCAGAGUAUAAGAUUGGCAUGGAACCAUUGAUGAAAAUGAAGACACCUCCGAUGAAAGCAGGAGAACUGUGGCGAGACAAACCAGCUAUUUUCCUUUGUCUCCGGCGACCAGGGUGCAUCAUGUGCAGAGCAGAGGCACACAAGCUCUUCUCCAGGAAACCCAUAUUUGAUGCACUUGGGGUACAACUAUUUGCGGUUGUUCAUGAGCACAUGGAGUCAGAGAUCAAAGAUUUCUGGCCUCGAUAUUGGGGUGGUGUUGUACUUUUCGAUCGGGGUAAGGAUUUCUUCAAAGCUCUUGGAGGGGGAAAAUUGCACAAGGAAAAGUUUUUCUCUGGAUUUUUACUGAACCCACGAGCAAUUUCCAAUUACAAGCGUGCAAAAGCUACAGGAUUUCAAAAAAACUUUAGAGGGGAAGGAGAAAUAAAGGGUGGACUCUUCAUAGUCGGAAGUGGAAAGACUGGUAUUGCUUACCAGUUUAUUGAGAUGAACUUUGGUGAUUGGGCACCUCUAGCCGAAGUAAUCGAAAUUUGUACCCAGUUGCAGAAACAACAGCCAGGUCAAGGUGAACUUGAGCAGCCUUGAAAGGAAACAGUGAUUGCAUACAUUGCACACACGUGUAUUCACUACAAUUCUGUUCCUUGAAAUGAUUUCAUCUCCACUACAAUCAUUGU
Messenger RNA from Trifolium pratense (red clover), 760 nucleotides. RefSeq names its product peroxiredoxin-like 2A. Bases 108 to 671 code for a protein of 187 amino acids. NCBI's taxonomy places the organism in Eukaryota, Viridiplantae, Streptophyta, Magnoliopsida, Fabales, Fabaceae. The transcript has 4 exons. Gene Ontology annotation, molecular function: antioxidant activity. The record is from RefSeq and is a predicted model, not a curated record.